CAAAAUAAGUGACGACGCCGUUGUUUACGGAUGCUAGGGAACAAUAUAUCUACGUGAAUUUUCAUGUGAAUCUGUAUAUGAUACGGAUUUUAUCCUGUAAAUCACAAGCAAAACUUAAGUUCUGGAGUGACUGCUUACAGGAACAUGUACAUACAUGUAUGAUGGUAGUAUUAUCGCAGCUGCAUUAAACCAUGUGAGAAACCCUGUCAUCUGCAUUACCCUGUGAUUGGAUUCUUCCAGUAAUCAACAACAAUCCAUCAUGUUUGGCUGGAAGAAAAAAAAGAAGGAAAACAAGAACACUUCCUCACCUUCAGGAGGUUUUUCAUCAUCUCUGAACAACCUCCUCAAAGGUUCGCCCAAGGCCAAGAAGGCCAAUAAGCAUGGUAAAACUGAUAUCCUCAGCGGUAGCCAGACAUCAGGGAGCAACUCUCCACACUCUGUCACUGACCGAGCCCACCUCACAAACACCCCCACCUCGUUCAUCUCCAAUGGCUCAGCUUCGCCGUCCCCCAGCAACAACUCCAGCCAGAUCACCUCCCAGUUUGUGCAAUCUUUGCCACCACCAGAAUACUCUUUGCGUGUGCCUCCAGACCACAGUCGCCUGACGCCAAAGACAAGUAACUCUGAUCAUCCAUCUUUGCGUGCUACUUACACUCCACCUCCUGGGUAUGGCAUUCUGAAGCAGGUUGGUCGACCUGGAUCCUCUGCUUCUGAAUUGUCCAAUGCAUCCAGACUCACUUCACCCUCAGCUGAAGGGGUGGAUGCGGACUUUGAUGUUACUGGAGAAUCAAACAAUGUGUCAAAGAGUGCAAACAGGAGCACUCAUCCAUGCAAGCCUCUUGAGGAUUGGUCAGAAGCAGAGAUUCUGCAAUGGUUGAAUGACAGUGAUCUUGAGUACUUUGCUGACAUCUUCCAAGGUUGUGAUAUUGAUGGGGAUUACAUUUCCCAAGUCACUGAAGAAGAUCUAAUUGACUUGGAAGUAGAGGAAGGGAGCCUUAGAGAACAGCUUUUAAGAGAAAUCACAAACCUGAAGCAAGAACUUGCACAUGAAUCAAAUGCUCAGCAAGCUGAACACAAUGGAGAAGAAGAAGAAGAAUCCAGCUCAGUACAUUUCGGAGACACCUCUGAUGAAGAUCUCUUCCCGGACCUUCCCACCUCACCCUCCCUUUCUGCCCUCAAGAGUGGUUCAAAACCCUCCAUGACAUCAUCGGUCAAAGGCAACAUUACAGAGAGACAGGAGGGAAAGGAGGAUGGAAAAAAGAAAAUGAAAGAGAAGGAGCCAAGGAAACGACAAGAUAGUGAUUUGUCUUCUAUCUUGAGUGGUAGUUCUGUGAAGUCAUCAGGGUCAGGAAGUGGAUCACAUGGAGGACAAUCUUCUGAUGAUAGAGGGAGCAAGAUAAACUCAUCAUUUGAAGCAAGCCCAGAACAUGCAAUCCCAAAAUCUAGCAUUCCAUUCAGCAAGAAAAGGGUUUCUCAGUGGACAGAGAGAGAUAUCAUACAUUGGUUGGAUUCUAUAAACCUGGGACAUCUAGCUCAAAACUUCAUUGAUCAUGACAUUUCUGGAAAAGAGCUAAUGGAAAUUGAUAUGUCCUUGCUGGAUGAAAUGGAUAUAGAUUCCUCAAUAGAAAGAGAGAAAAUCUUAUCUACUCUCUACGAAUUGACCAACCCAUCUUCUACUACUGCAAGAGAUGAUGUUUUGAGUGUUAUCAGCCAUACCAGCGGCUAUGAGAAACAGAAAUACAUGGCAGCGGUAAGUGUGUUACAAUCAGAUGACCCUGAAGACAUCCAGCUCUUACCACCAGAAGAACGCGACAGUCUACUAUCUAGUCCUGAGAAGAAUGACAGCAGAGAAGAGAACAAGCGAAUGAAGGAUGAAUGGGAUGACGAUGAUGAUUGGGAUGAUGAAGAGGAUACAGAGGAGAAGGUUGAUAAGAAGGUUGCUGGAAAGAUGGACGCCUCUGAUGAUGAAACAGAUGAUUCCGAUGGCGAUUGGGAUGAUGAAGAUGAUACAGAGAAGAAGAUUGAUAAGAAGAAGGUCACAGGAACGAUGGAUGCUGCUGAUGAUGAAACAGAUGAUUCUGAUGGUGAUUGGGACGAUGAAGAUGAUGAGGAAGAAGAAGAAGUUGUGGAACUUCUGGCAGAAAUCAAAGAAACUGAAAGGAAAGCCAAACUUGCUGCAAACCAAGCAAGUAAAGAUGCAGAGAAAAAUAUACCCUCUAGUAAGACUGCUGAUAAGGACAGCAAAGAAUCAGAAGCUAGCGACUUUGACUUUGACAAUGAUGAUGAAGAAGAGGUUAAGUUUAUGAAUAAAAAACAGAGCAAUGAAGCUCUGAAAUCAGCCAUGAUAGUUAAUAAUAUCUCAGGAAAUGUGAAAUCUGUUGAAAAUAAUGCUUCCAAAAAUACUGCCAAUAGUGCCAAGGUGCUAAAACAAGGUUCUGUUGAGAAGGACAAUAUCUUGAAAGGCUCCUCCAAAGAACCUGUGACAAGAAAAACCUCUGUUGACAAGAAAGACUUGUCUAGAACAACUUCCAGUGAUUCUCUAGGUGCAGUGAUCCCAGCAAAUGUUUCAGUAGAUGGGACUGAGCAUGGGGCCAAAAAGGAUUCCACAAAGGGAAGGAAGGUUGAGACUGAGAUACCAGUAGAGGAGGAAAGUCCCAGGCGAGGAGAUGUGAAGCCAACAAGAAGUGAGAGCAGUAGAAGUUCUGGGAGUGAAAAAGAAGAAAAGAAGAAAAAAGGAGGACUCUUCAAGCUGAAAGAAGUGAUCUCCCCAUCAAAUUGGAAGAAGAGUCCAAGAGAUAGCAACACUAUUCAUGUAUGGACAGAUGUCGGACAAACAGGGAGUGGAUCAAAGACUCUGGUAGUGAAACUGACAGAGGAAUCAACAACUCAAGAUUUAAUCAAUUUAUGUUUAAAUCAGCUGGAUCUGAUUGAGGACCCAAGACUCUACAGGGUACUACAGGCUACAAUUCAUGGCAAAGACAAGGGUAAUGAUGUAGAGCUUGUGCCUAUGGAUUGCCCACUUGUUAUUCAGCAUGGUUGGAGUGAUCACUCUAGCAAUAGGUUUGAGUUCAGGCAGAAGACUGCACAAGGUGGUGCUAUAAAGACCGUCCUUAGAAUCCCUGGUCAGCCACCUAAGGGCAAGCUGGUCAGUAUAUCUCUGUCCACUCCAGCCAUUGAAGUGGUCAUCUUGGCUCUCAAGAAGUUUGACAUGAAGAAUGUUGACCCAACUCUCUUUUGUCUUCUUGAAGUGGACAAGGAUGGAGAUGUAUGUGAUGUGGACGAUGAAGCACUCCCUCUUCAGCUUGACUCACAUGCCUUUGUGUUGUGUGACCGUAGCAACAGGGAUCUUCAUUGGACAACCCAGGAAGAAGAAGAAGCCAAUGCUGGCGAUCGUAAGGUCAAGCGUCAGGACUCUCUCACGUCAAGAGCUAGCUCCAAGAUGUCCGCUAUAAGCUUGGGGUCUUCUUACGGGUCUUCUGAAGUUCUUUGCUCAUCACGUAUCGACAAUGAAAAAUUGUCCAAACUUGAAAAGGAGAUGGCCAGUAUUGAGGAGUCUUUAGUACCAGGUAAAGAUACCUCAACACCAAGUGCAGCUCCAGCCCCAACCCAAGUCAAAGUAAAGGACAUCAGUCCUAUUCCAGAAAUACAUAUUAAUGAUGUAGAAGAAGACAACUCCAGUGAGAAAGAUAUUUCUAGAGAACUAGAAGAAAAAAGUAGACAGCUGGCUGCAUUACAAGAGGCUCUAGCUGAUCUUGGGAACUCAUACCAUCAGAUGAAUGUAGAUGCUAGAUUACAAACACUGGAACAAAGACUAGCAUCAUGUCCUGAAACAGAAUCUCUUCCAGAGAGACUUCUUGAGUUAUUAGCAGAACUGGAAUCAGCCAGUCAAGAAAUGGAAGACAGACAGAGAGACCUUGAUGAGAUCAAACAAAGUGUUGAAGAGUUAGGAGCAAGCAUGGAUGACAGCACGUCAUCUAUGUAUGAAGUGACUCUAGCCGAGGUAGCUCUCCUAAAGGCACAAUAUGAUCACAGUACACUCCUAGCUAACAUGGAGAUUGCUAUUGCUGACUACCAACUUCAAGCUGCAAAGAUCGAGGAAGCCAAGAAGAAGGCUGCCAUCUCACCCCGCGGUGCUCUCAACUUCUACAACACUUUGCCUCAUAACCAGCAGUUUUCAGUGUUUGCUCUACUGGCUAGUGCAAGCUCACAGGGUUUUCAUUUUCAGGUGGCUGAAAAAAACUCUCAGAGCGGAGUCUACAUACAGAGCUGUCGCUCUGCAGAUGUGCUGCGUGUCGGUGAUAGAGUCAUAGAGGUCAAUGGUCACAGCACGUUGGGGUCAAGUGUCUUAGAGGUCAACACCUUGUUGAACCGGUCCAAGAAAGCCCAGCUGGUAUGCAUGCGGGCUGGACGGGAUCAGGUUAGCAUGGAGGUGGACAGACUGACCAGACAACUAGCCACCGCUUCAGAACACUAUGAGUCAUGCUGGCAGGAGAAUAAGAGGUUAACAGAUAUAGUUCAUAGAUUGAGACCUCUAGAGCAUCAGGUCCUGGAACUUAAUCAGCAGAAAGUCACAAUGCAACAACUUCACCACAAGAUUGAGACAUUAGAGUCUAGGAAUCAAGAAAUAUCAGAGGAGUUGCGUAUGGCCCAUGAAGGGAACAUCAACCAAUCAAAUCAUGCUAUCAGUCGAUUGCAGGGCGACAAGGAAAGAUUAGAGACAAGGGUACGACAACAGGAACAGAAGCUUAAAAAGCUGGAAGCUGAAUUAGCACAGAAGAACUCAGAGACCUCAUCUAUAGUGAAGGAGCGUGAUGAUGCCCUGAGUAGGCUAAAGUCUAUUGACCUCAAUCGGAAUGAAGAGGUAAAGGCAGAUGACCUUAUUGCCAGUGCUAAUAAUGAUGCACCACUAUGGGAAGUUCUUAAGCCUGCCAAUAAGGAUGAGAUACUUCAUGUGCUUCAAGAUGAGUUAGAGGAAGCAGGGAGGCAGAAACAGUAUUUAGACCAACUCUAUACCCUCAUGUUAGAGAGAGCUCCAGAGCUAUUAGAACAUCUAGAACAGGACUUUGAAGGAAGCGAAUUGUCAGGCAGCGAAGAAUUCUGCUAGUUCUCAACUCAAUUUCUGCUACCAAGCAGCAAGAUGGACAACUCACUUUUUAUUCCAGUAUUGGAAGUCAGCAUCAGGAAGCAAUCACUGGUCAUCACAUUUUGUCAUUGUCACUCGUAUUGCAGAUUUGUCAUUGCUAUGGUUGAUACAUUCUAUUCAUUACUACUGAUCUUAUUUGCCUUCAACCUUGAGAGGAUGGGGGGGGGUAUGAUGUCCAUUAUUCAACCCCCCCCCCUUGCAUGAUAUGUCACCCUAUUAUCCUGAAAUGCACAGGGAUAAUCUUGUAUGUGCAACUUCACAACAUUCUUCUUUGAAGUCUUGUGUAGCUUUUGAAGUCGAGUAAAUAUGGAUCCAUUUCUUUAGCACAGCAAAUAUGAAAGCAUUCUACUGCACUCCACUCAAUAUAAGAUAUCAUAUUACCCUGGCUGUAGCUGGGCUGCCAAAUAGGCACUAGGAAUACAACCUUGUGGGUACCCAUUGACCUCACCUUAGUUGGGUGUUGCAUAAUGUAGAUGAAUUUCUUGCUGAAGGAAAUAUAACACUACGACUGGAAUUCAAACCCAUGGCCCACAUACUCAGAGGCGAGAGUCAGAACCACUUGACCAAACCAGCUCCACAUUAAAUGCUAGUAUGUGUGUCAACUCUCAAACAGUUGUGUGAACAAUCCCAUAGCAUAGCUGUUUUGUUAAAGAUUUUGAUUGGCCCAUAGUUCUUAUAUACAAAACAUUAUUCCCAUCUCUGCAAUAUUUGUUGCCUCAUAUUCCCAUUGACACAUGAAAGCAAUUAAUGCUUGUACUACAUGAAACAAGCAUCUAUAGAGUAUGCUUUUAUCAUUUUCAUCGAACUAUGAAAGCUUGCAUACUUGCACUGUUUCCUUUAUUGCCAGCUUCUAAAUGUUAUUAAUAUGAAAAAUGAACUUGUAUUAUGCAAUAUUUUGGUAUUCCUGUCUUGUGUGCUUGGACUUUGGUUUUGAUUCGUAUUCUGUCAUGCACCUUGAAUUGUAUAUUUUAUUUCAUUUUCAGUCCAUCCACUGCCGAAUAUUGCACUCAAAUAAUGAAAAAAAUAUAUAUUUAUCCAGAUUUAUAUUUUAAUGGAAUUUCAUUUUAUAUGUGUAGUAUAUAAAUAGCAUUUUCUUUAGCUUGGAUUGCACAUUUCUGCCCUACUCAAAGUUCUGUCAUGAAGCCUGUGUAGGAGGACUGUUAAUAUCUCAAAUCAAACAAGAAGUUUCCCUUAUAGGCAGGUGAUCUUUAUGGUCUAAUUGAAUCUGUACAGGAAUUUUAACUGAAUACUGGCCCAUCAGUAUGAUUAAAUCUAGUAGUAGAAUAAAAUGGUUGCAGUACAGUAUUCAACAGAAGUGAGUAUAUCCCUCAUAAAAAAUCAUCAACUUUUCAGUGCAGUUCUUCACCAA
Lytechinus variegatus (green sea urchin) is the source of this 6512-nucleotide messenger RNA. RefSeq names its product titin homolog. Bases 260 to 5104 code for a protein of 1614 amino acids. Lineage: Eukaryota; Metazoa; Echinodermata; Echinoidea; Temnopleuroida; Toxopneustidae. The transcript has 28 exons. Gene Ontology annotation, biological process: signal transduction. The record is from RefSeq and is a predicted model, not a curated record. Gene Ontology annotation, molecular function: protein binding.